Messenger RNA from Osmerus eperlanus (European smelt), 4571 nucleotides. Its product is annotated as voltage-dependent calcium channel subunit alpha-2/delta-1. Lineage: Eukaryota; Metazoa; Chordata; Actinopteri; Osmeriformes; Osmeridae. Gene Ontology annotation, cellular component: L-type voltage-gated calcium channel complex. Gene Ontology annotation, molecular function: voltage-gated calcium channel activity. The record is from RefSeq and is a predicted model, not a curated record.
GAGCGCAGCUAUAGCUAUCUCUGUGUUCUAGUCUCCCUAUAGUAGGUGUUCCUUUAGAUGGAACAGCCAUAACAUCUCAACAUACGAGGCAACGUCGCACGUUGCAGAGCGAGCGACAGAAAUAACCGGCACCUGUUAAAGCGCAUGCAUGGCUGUUGAUCAGAUUAUUGGUGUAUGGGUUGGGUUAUCUCUAGAAGUGUGACACACACGCUGCUCGGCCGGUGUGGAUAACACACACCGGUCUAACUCAUCGGUGGGAGUCAGUGAAAGGGACUGGGCGCAGUGUUAUUGUGUGUCGAGGAGUUUCCUUCGGACAAUGGAUACCUUUAGAAUACAAGUCCUGCUGUUUUUGUUGCUGUUAAGGCACGAUAGGUGUCUCUCAUCGCAGUUCCCUACUCAGCUCAUGAUCAAAGAAUGGGUGGACCAAAUGCAGAAAGAGCUGGUUACACUGGCAGACACAGCCAGCGCUGGAAGGAGUCUGACACAGAUCUUCCUGGACAACCAGAGCCUGUACUCUGUGGAGCCUAACGACGCUGAGGAGCUGGUGGCCAGAGCAGCCAGGAACAUAGAGCAGCUCCUGCUGAAGAGGUCUGCUGCUUUGGAGCUGGAUGCCAACGACACGGAGGGCAGGAAGAACCUCCGACCAGACUUUACGGAGGACCCGGCCUUUAAACGGCUGACCUCGCACAACCACACGGCCGUCCACAUCCCCACCGACAUCUACGACGGCUCCACUAUUGUGCUGAAUGAGCUGAACUGGACUGAGGCUUUGGAGGAUGUGUUCCGAAAGAACCGAGAAGACGACCCCACUCUGCUCUGGCAGGUGUUCGGCAGCGCCACAGGCCUCGCCCGCUACUACCCAGCCUCCCCCUGGAUGGACGCUCGUAAGACGCCCAGUAAGAUCGACCUGUAUGACGUCCGCAGGCGGCCCUGGUACAUUCAGGGAGCUGCCUCACCCAAAGAUAUGCUGAUCCUGGUGGACGCGAGCGGCAGUGUGUCCGGUCUCACCCUCAAGCUGAUCCGGACCUCUGUGUGUGAGAUGCUGGAGACCCUGUCUGACGACGACUACGUCAAUGUGGUCUAUUUCAACACCAGAGUCAACAACACGGCGUGCUUCGAUCACCUGGUCCAAGCCAACGUCAGGAACAAGAAGAUUCUCAAGGAUGCGGUGCAGAAUAUCUCAGCCAAAGGGAUCACCAACUACACCAAAGGCUUUGAGUUUGCCUUCGAACAACUAUCUGCCACCAACGUGAGCCGGGCCAACUGCAACAAGAUCAUCAUGCUGUUCACCGACGGGGGAGAAGAAAGGGCCCGGGAUAUCCUGGAGAAACAAAACGCUGACAAGCAGGUGCGUAUCUUCACCUUCUCAGUGGGCCAGCACAACUAUGAUAAAGGACCCAUCCAGUGGAUGGCCUGUGCCAACAAAGGAUACUUCUAUGAGAUCCCCUCUAUAGGAGCCAUCAGAAUCAACACCCAGGAGUACCUGGAUGUUCUGGGCAGGCCCAUGGUUCUGGCAGACCAGCAGGCUAAACAGGUCCAGUGGACCAACGUUUACCUGGACGCUCUGGAGCUAGGCCUGGUCAUUACAGGGACCCUGCCCGUGUUUAACAAGACCAUGACCAAGGACGACCGGAACGGCGAGCACCAGAACCAGCUCAUCCUGGGGGUGAUGGGCAUCGACGUGUCCCUGGACGACAUCAAGAAGCUCACGCCGCGCUUCACGAUCGGGCCUAACGGGUAUUACUUUGCCAUCGACCCCAACGGCUACGUCCUGCUCCACCCAAACCUCCAGCCUAAGAACCCCAAAUUCCAGGAGCCUGUCACUUUGGACUUCCUGGAUGCUGAAUUGGAGAACGAAAUUAAAGUGGAGAUCAGGAGGAUGAUGAUUGAUGGAGACCCUGGUGAACAGACCAUAGAGACUCUGGUGAAAACUCAGGAUGAGAGAUACAUCGACAGAGGGGUGAGGACCUACACCUGGGCUCAAGUCAACGGAACAGACUACAGCCUGGCCCUGGUCCUGCCCAGGUACAGCGAGCACUUUAUCCAAGCCAAACUGGGGAACACUAUCAAGAAGCCAUGUGUACGUAUGCCGAAAAAAAAAAACCUCUCCAUGGAGACCAUACAGCUGGAGAGCUUUGAGGACUACGGCUACACCUUCAUUGCGCCCAGGGAGUACUGCAAAGACCUGAAGCUCUUUGACAACAACACCCAGUUCCUGCUGGACUUCAACCUGUAUAUCGACCGGAACUCUCCGGAGCCUUGUAACGUGUCGCUGGUCAGUAGGCUGAUCCUGGACGCCGGGCUGACCUCUGACCUGGUCAAGCUGUGGAAGGAGCAGGCUCUGGAUGGAGUGAUGGCUAGGUUUGUGGCCACCGACGGAGGUAUCACCAGAGUCUAUCCCAAAAGUGCUGGUGAGGACUGGACAGAAAAUCCAGAGACUUAUGAAUCAAGCUUCUACAAAAGAUCUCUGGACAACGAAAUCUACAUUUUCACCGCUCCAUAUUUUAAUAAGAGCAGAGAGUCCAGUUAUGAGUCGGGCAUUCUGGUGAGCAAAUCUGUGGACCUCACCAUAGAUGGAGUCACUCUCAAACCUGCUGUGGUGGGAGUAAAGCUGAACGUCAGCUACUGGAUGAACACUUUCAUCAAUGCAACCAUGAAAGUGAAUUGCAAGGACGAGAUCUGUGGCUGUCUGAAGAAUGACAAGUAUGUCGACUGUGUCAUCCUGGACGACGGUGGCUUCCUGCUCAUGUCCAAUCAGGAUGAGUACAUCACUCAGAUCGGUCAGUUCUUCGGGGAGGUGGACCCAGUGCUGAUGAUCAAUCUGGUCAACACGUCUCUGUACUCCUUCAACAAGACCUACGAUUACCAGUCAGUGUGUGACCCCGAGAGAGACAGCAAGGCGGCAGCAGGUCUACGCUCUGUCUAUGUGCCCACCAUAGCAGACCUGCUCAGCAUUGGCUGGUGGGCCUCCACAGCUGCCUGGUCCAUUCUACAGCAGCUCUUCUUCAGCCUCAUCUUCCCCAACCUCCUGGAUGCAGUGGAAUCAGAGGAGGACAUAUCAAACAACAUGUUUAAGGAGAGCUGUAUCACUGAGCAGACACAGUACUUCUUCGACAGAGAAGAACGGUCCUACGUCGGUGUCCUCGACUGUGUGAACUGCUCCAGGAUGUACAGAGCUGAGAAGCUGCCCAACACCAACCUGGUGUUCCUGAUCACGGAUGCCAAGGCAACCUGCUUGUCAUGUGACCCACGGCCACUCCGACAGGCCGAGCAGCCCUCCUCAGGUCCAGACCCAUGUGAGUUGGCCCAGAACCCUCGUUACAGGAAAGGACCAGACGUGUGUUUUGACAAUGACAUUAACGAGGAUGAUUCGGACUGCGGGGGUGGGGCUUGUCUGACCCCCUCCCUCUGGCCGAUGCUGGGACUCCAACUGCUGCUGCUGUGGCUCCUGACGGCCCCACGGCACUCAUGACCUCCACACACACACACACACACACACACACACACUAACACACCACUGGCGUCUCAGUCUCUGUCAAAACAGAUUUUGACCCCUGAAAUUCGCAAAUUCACACACAUUCCAGCCCCCCCCCCCCACACACACACACACCUAACCGAUCCCAACCAGGAUGGAUGCAGAACUCGCUCGUCCAUCCAUCCGCUCAAGGGUUCGACCUUGUUUCCUACCAUCACUGAUCGGUUCACUGCCACUGUGUCGAAGGACAAUAUCUACCACCCAUCCCUCUCCCUCAUCUGAAACCCAUCACUCCUCUAAUUGACUCUGCUCUGGCCCACUCCUCCAUCCUCUCUGCCCUGCUCCACCCUCCUCAUAUGGCUUCUUUGGAAGGUGCUUCCCCCACCUCACUCGUUUAUUGUACCGCAAAUUAUCGUCCUACGGUGCGACAGUAAGAGCUAACCAAACCCUUUAAUUGUCCUGGAUCUGUUUUUACAGUAAACAACCGCAUGGGUCAGUUCACCCUGAGUCUCUGGGAGACUGUGUGCUCCUCUCAUUAUGCCAACUGAACCACUGACAGCAACUGAUUUGUGUAGCUAGUUGUUUUGAUUAUUUGUUUACGAAAUAUAUGUAUUUGUCAUAAGACUAUUAUGCAGUAAAUGAUGUCCAGUAUAGACAAAUACUGUCCAUCAACAGUACAACACAACAUGUAAUGGGGGAGGUGAGAUGGUUAGGCGUUGUUUUGUUUUUUCAAGUGGGUGUUGGCAGCAGUCAUUGUGGGGUUGUGUAUCAAAUGCUUCCCAGAGAGUCCGGGAUCACGCACACACACACACACUACACAAUACACAAUCACUAUGACACCAAAGCACCAUGGCAGGAAUGUAGGUGUUCUCCCCAGGCUGGAGCUCCUCACCCGGUCUCGGAGGGCUCUCACAUCCAUCAGUACCAGAGUCACGGUGCUGGUCCGCUGAAGCUUCCGUAGACCAGCCCCCCAGGCCUCCAGGCAUCCAGGCCUCCAGGCCUCAAGGCCUCCAGGCCUCAAGGCCUCCAGGCCUCCAGGCCUCCAGGCAUCCAGGCCUCCAGGCCUCAAGGCCAGGCCUCCAGGCAUCCAGGCCUC